AUGUUACACGACGAGCGUGGUGCCGUUCUCGAAUCCCUUGUCGCCCGAACGGAGCGUCAGGUCGAGAGCACCCAAUCUCUCAUCCGCAUCGUUGGUCUCAGUGCCACGCUGCCCAAUUACAUCGACGUCGCCGACUUCCUCAAGGUCAACCGCUACAUGGGUUUGUUCUAUUUCGACGCGUCAUUUCGCCCCGUUCCGCUUGAGCAGCACUUCAUCGGUGUGAAGGGCAAGGCUGGGUCGAAACAAUCCAAGGAGAACCUCGACAACGUAGCCUUCGACAAGGUCAAGGAGAUGCUGGAGCAGGGACACCAGAUCAUGGUGUUCGUACAUUCCCGCCGAGAUACAUACAUGUCGGCCAAAAUGCUGCACGAGAAGGCGGUUGACCAGUUUUGCCUGGACCUUUUUGACCCUAGUGGCCAUCCGAAGUACGAAAACGCCGUUCGCGAUAUGAAAUCGUCCAAGGCAAAGGACCUUCGCGAACUCAUCCCCAAAGGUCUGGGUAUUCAUCAUGCCGGUAUGGCCCGAUCCGACAGGAACUUGAUGGAGCGCCUCUUCGGAGAGGGUGUCAUCAAGGUUCUUUGUUGUACGGCCACUUUGGCUUGGGGUGUCAACUUGCCAGCCGCAGCUGUCAUCAUCAAGGGAACGCAGGUGUACAGCGCCCAGGACGGGAAGUUUGUCGACCUAGGAAUUCUAGACGUCCUGCAAAUCUUUGGUCGUGCUGGUCGACCUCAGUUCGAGGACACUGUAUUGGCAUGA
Molecule: messenger RNA, 756 nt
Organism: Verticillium alfalfae VaMs.102
Lineage: Eukaryota; Fungi; Ascomycota; Sordariomycetes; Glomerellales; Plectosphaerellaceae
Product: ATP-dependent DNA helicase MER3
Exons: 1
Coding region: 1-756 (251 amino acids)
Source: RefSeq, a predicted model, not a curated record